AUGCCGAUCAAGUCCCAACUCGACAGCCUGAUCCGUGAAGGUUCAUUAGAGUGGAGGAAUCUCUGUGAAAACGAGACCUAUAGGGAAAGGUUCCCAGACAAGCAUUUUGACCUGGAUACAGUUCUCCAGGCUAAAGUUCGUCCGAUUUCUGUUGCACCGGAGAAGUCCUUCAUUGGCUUCUUCCAUCCAGAAGGACUAGAAAAUGGAGAUUGUGAUUUCCUCCAUGGUGCGAUGUCGUUUGACAACAUUUGGGAUGAGAUUUGUCUAACUGACAUGCAUUGCUCUCUGACUGGUGACCCAUUAGUUUACAUCAUUAGCUGGAAUGACCACUUUUUCAUCUUAAAGGUCGAACAAGAUUCAUACUACAUCAUCGACACGUUGGGCGAGAGGCUUUAUGAGGGCUGCAAUCAAGCAUUCAUCUUGAAAUUCGAUCGAGAUACGACCAUCCAUCAACGUAUUGAGCCUAAAAAAUCAGACAGUGAACAUAUAACCGAUGAGAAAAAGGAAGUGCAGGAGGGCAGUUGCAAAGGACAAAUUACUAUCAACAGCAGUAAUGUGCAAGGAAAUAGUGAAGAAGAACCGAAGAUAGUCUGCACCGGAAAAGAGUCGUGCAAAGAGUACAUUAAGAGCUUUUUGGCUGCAAUCCCUUUGAGGGAAUUGCAAGUUGAUCUGAAAAAGGGAUUGAUGGCAUCGACACCUCUUCAUCAUCGGUUACAAAUUGAGUUCCAUUACACAAGGCACUUACAACCCGUGAUAGAGUCUUCCAUAGUCGAAGCAAUUGCUGAUAUACCGGAGAUACAACCCUUGGAAGUACCUGAAGAAUUAUAG
Molecule: messenger RNA, 828 nt
Organism: Fraxinus pennsylvanica
Lineage: Eukaryota; Viridiplantae; Streptophyta; Magnoliopsida; Lamiales; Oleaceae
Source: the annotation of a GenBank genome assembly